AUGUUUAAGAAAAUCAACGCAGUUUUCCGUCCGAACCACCUUGGACCUCGCUCACGGGACCGGUUCAGGCCCGAUGAGGACUACCACAGCGCGUGCACCGUCAAACUGGUCCGGAGCACGUCGAUGCUUGUGGUGGGGGAGAGCAGUCACGCGCCGCAGGACUCCACGCUGAAGCGGAGCGUGAGCGCCGUGAGUAUUCAGACCAGCACGGCCCUGUACUACUACCAGAGCCGAGAAGACCAAGUUUGGUUCUACUCCCAGAACCAGAACUGCUUAGAGUACUUACAGGAACUGGUCGCGCUCAGGCGGCAGUACACCAAGAGCAUCAGCGACCUCAAGAACAGCGAGCGCAAAGAGACCGCGUCCCGCAAGAAGAAGCCCGCACCCCGGCCCCCGCAAAACAGAGCUGCACAGACUUCAAGGCCUGGACCUUCUGCUCCACCUAUCCCAAAUGAGGAAGACACACUCCAGUUCUUUGAUGCAGUCAUUGCAAGCUGUGACCCAGAGCCAAGUCGAAAACCACAUGUGGACAAUGGACAUGCAGAUGUAGACUUCAUAGUGGCAACCAGUACCAGUGAGCAUGACCUUCACUCUAACUGGGUGCUUCGGGAUCCUCAUCGAAUCUCCAUGACGGAGUCGCAGCCCAAGAAUUCAGAAAUCAGUCACAGGCAGGUAGCCCAGCAGAAGGGGGUCAUGGGAAGCACAGGCAGCAGGAGAUGUCUGCAACGAAACCCAAUCCACCUGCCAAAAGUGGUGGAGAGUGCCUUUCAGACUCUACGUUUCAAACCCAAGCUCAAGAAGAAAGACUAGCUGCUUAAGCGGUUCCGCUUGUUGUGCCCAGAGGACAACUAAAACUUCACAGCUGUGCAAUCAAGAAGUUGGAUCUGGAAGAAAGAAUAAGGAAUAAUCUGACACACCACAGAAGAUGUGACCUCUGUGACGCAUGUCAGUGUUUACUCACUGCCAGAGCUUCAUAAAUUAUACACAGCAGAUCAGAAUCUCUUUUUCGGUAGCUUGCGAUAGCAAAUGCUUAAGGCCAUUAAUAGAGCGUAACCACUGAACAAUCACCCUGUGCACUGAUUCCAGACAGAGCAACUGGAAUUUCCUUACAACAGUAACACAGAUCUGAGGAUCACUUAUCUGAUGAACUAGUCAGAUAAUUAGACAGGGAUCAGACAUAUGAGAGAUGCUAAACACAUAAAGGCCAAGGAGAUAGCUAUUUACUGCCUAAUUGUUAUAGGCUAACCUUAAAGGGAUAGUUCACCCAAAAAUUUUAAUUUGAUGUUUAUCUGCUUACCCCCAGGGCAUCCAAAAUGUAGGUGGCUUUGUUUCUUCAGUAGAACUCAAAAAAGAUUUUUAACUCAAACUGUUACAAUCCGCCAGUCAUAUAUUGUAAGUGGAUGGGAAUCACAGCUUUGAUAGUAAAAAAUAAAUAAAACCAAAUUAAACCCUGUGGUUCGUGACGAUACAUUGAUUUGUAAAGACACAAAAUGAUUGGUCUGUGGAAGAAAAUUAACAGUAUUUAUAGUUUUUUUUUACCUAUGAUUUUCACUGCAAUGACUGAACUUUCCUGAGCCCGUUUACACAAACUAUCUUCUACUUCUUCAGCAUCCACAUGGGGCGUCUUCUCCUUCCUGCUUUAUGGUAGAUUGCAGACUUAUAAGUGCAUUACCGCCACCUAGCUCUCAAGUGGACCAUUAGCCACGUUUCCACUGUCGAGCUUAAACCGGGCGUGCUAGUGUGUGCCAGGGCCAGUUGUGUUUCCACUGUCACUUCUGGUGCUUGAUUGUGCCUCGUUCGGACUUCCUCGGGGCCAACGGCCAGGGUAUUUGGCCCGACAAAACCCUUGGGCCAAAGAGGGCCAGCUGGGGAGAGAGGAGUGGUUAUGAACAAAGGCGGAGUUUCUCCGCGUCUGGAGAUCGUCAGCACCGCAGAUCAUUUCAGAAAGAUAGCAGCUGUAACACCAGCAUUAAAGACUUGAGCUCAAAACUUUCAGUCAUCAGCGAAUGUUUGAAAUAACUUGAUCCGAUGUGGAUUAUAAUCACUAAACAAGGCAGAAAUAUUGAUAAAUGAUGCAAAAGACACGCUAAACAUUAACGUUACCAAAAUAAACAUGAUAAAUGCAACCACUUGGAGAAAUCAGACGUCAGCUUCUUAUUCUCUAUCACAAUCGUGAAUUUAUUUAGUAACAUAUUUUAUCUGUCAUCAUAAGUCUUGUCUCGGGAGUUUAGCUCCACGUAGCCUAUCAUAAAAAUAUAAUAAUGGUUUUUGUUUGGGAGCUUUUAUAAAAAUAGAGAUCAUUCAUUCUAAAUAUCAUUCAUUCUAAAUGUGACGUAUAGGCUACAAAUAAACAUAAAGACUCGACUGAAUAAGCAGGCUAUUUUCAUCAUGCUUAAAGCUGCGGUAGGUAACUUUUGACGCUCUAGCGGUUAAUAGCCGGAACUACUUCUCUCUGUUUAUGUCUAUGAAGAAUCACAAAGGUACUGGGUUACUCCGCCGCAGUACCCCCGAAGCAAUCUAAAAUAGUCUGAAUAUAAACACUUAUUAUAGGUGCACCCUAGUGAUUCAGUACAAGCUAAAAACUCGGUUUGGAAAAUGGAUUCAUGGUGUACUCGCUUAUUAUAUAAUUUUUUCUACAUUUUGAACACAAACAAAGUAACGGACCGCAGCUCUGAUUGGUUAUUUUUUACCGGGAGUGGAUGAAUUUCUGCAAAUGGCAAUAGGACCACUGGGAGGAGCCAGAGGAGCUUGAUUUAUUCACAGAUUAUCUGUCUCAUAUUCUACUGUCAGGACAUAAUGACAGGUUUAACAAAUAUGUAAAAAAUAUAUUUUUACAAAAGUUACCUACAGCAGCUUUAAGCGUUAAAAAUAAAUAAAUAAAAUAGAAAUAAAUUAAUUUCUGUGUGACUAAUUGUAAGUCCUGAUAAAUUAAUUCAUUAUGAUCAAUGUAUCAUUUAAUCUAUAGUAAAACAUAGAUGCUUUUGAAUUUAAAUAUUUAACAAAGCAUGCAAACAAAUGGCCGCUUUUAUCAUAUUUGUUUUGUGAUCGCGCUAGUUCUAGUGAUUUAUUUCUUAGUUUUCUGAUAACUUCUCUUUGUUACUGAAAUGAUGGGGUUUCUUGACGUUGUUCCUGAGAGGCAUGUAAAGGUCGUGUUUUAUUGAAGUGCAGCGGUGCUUCAGGACCGACAGUGGAAACCCUGUGCUAUACUGGCUUCGGUGCUACUGGCCCGAGGCUAUUAGCCCCGCCCGUUAUAAGCCCUGGCUUGCACUGGCCUGACAGUGGAAACAAGGUCUAUUGACACUCCUAAUUGAGAUUAUAGAGUGUGUCAAUGACCCAUUUGAGAGCUAGGUGGCAGUACGGCACUUAUAAGUCUGCGAUCUGCCAUAAAGCAAGAAGAACAACAUGCUCAGGAAAGUUUGGAUAUUGAGGUGAAUUAAAGAUUUAAAAAAACAACAUUAAUACUGUUCAGUUUCAUGCACAGACUGAUCAUUUUGUCUUUAUACAUCAAUGUUUCAUCACAAGUCACAGGGUUUAAUUUGGUUUUAUGUAGGGUUUUUUUUUACUCUCAAAAGCUGUGAUUCCCAUUCAUUUCCAUUAUAAGACUGAUAGACUGCAACAGUUGGGAGUUAAAAAUCUUUGUUUGUGUUCUGCUGAAGAAACAAAGUCACCUACAUCUUGCAGAGCAGAUAAAAAUAACAUUUUUAUUUUAACCCUUUAACCAAAUGCAAAACUAACACCUCCACUUUGCAUUUAAGUCAAGUCUAAUCUAAUACAGUAAAUCUUUAGGGAUCCUUAUUAUAGCAUUUAUUUAUUUUAAUCCCUCAAACUGGUACCAGGUGCCUAAGUGUGUAGGUUUGUACAAUCUUUUUUUAAGUUUAUAAUGUCUAUGAUGAUUUGCAAUAAAGUAAGCAAAGCAGCAAAAGAGUGCUCAGUUGUGUGUUAACUAUUUCAGUUGCUUUUCAAGUGAUUUAUUUCAACUGAGAUUGUUUUUUUAAAGCAUUAAAGCCUAU
Molecule: messenger RNA, 4010 nt
Organism: Carassius gibelio (silver crucian carp)
Lineage: Eukaryota; Metazoa; Chordata; Actinopteri; Cypriniformes; Cyprinidae
Exons: 3
Coding region: 1-810 (269 amino acids)
Source: RefSeq, a predicted model, not a curated record